AUCAAUUCCAAUUCUCUUCUAUCUUCAUUGGAAAAAUAAAAAUGGCUUUGGCUAACGCACAAUCUUUUUUGUUUCUUGUAGUGUUUUCUUUCAUGUUUGUCCUUAGUAUGGCCAACUUUAACUACGGUCGGGGACAAGGAAAGUUGAACAAAACCAAUUGUCCCUAUGGCAAUAAUCACCCAAAUGCUACUCAAACUUCAAAUAAAUUCAACGUUGGUGGUUCUGAAAAUUGGCGUUAUGGAUUCGACUACAUGGAUUGGGCUCGCAAGAGUGGCCCUUUCUUUGUCAAUGACACAUUAGUUUUCAAGUAUGAUGCACCAAACGCAAAUGGAGGAUUUCCACACAGUGUAUACUUAUUACCAAACUAUUGGAGCUUUAUCAAGUGCGACUUAAGAAGAGCUAAGAGGAUAGCAAAUCCAAACCAAGGUGUGGGUGAAGGAUUCGAGUUUGUGUUGAAGAAAUCACAACCCUACUUUUUUGCUUGUGGAGAGCAUGGAGGAAUACAUUGCAACAAUGGUACUAUGAAGUUUGUUGUCAUGCCACUCAAACGUUGGACUUUCUGAGUCCAUUAUAGUAUGGUACCAAAUAAAAUAGUGGUUAUAAACUUUUUGCAUUUUACUUCUGUUUGGAACAAAUUUAAAUAAUGAGUCUUAAACUUAUUUAUUAUUUAUUGUAAUUUUACUUCAAUUUGGAGUUGCAUUGUAUUUGGAGUUUUGACAAAAAAAAUAAUGAGAUAUA
Messenger RNA from Solanum lycopersicum (tomato), 738 nucleotides. Lineage: Eukaryota; Viridiplantae; Streptophyta; Magnoliopsida; Solanales; Solanaceae. The record is from RefSeq and is a predicted model, not a curated record.